AAAGAGAUAAAUACCUGACCGUACGAACCAACACUAUACUCUCUCAACUCAACUGUACAAAAUUAUCACAACACCAAAGGGGAAAACCACUCUCAAAUCUCACAACCCCCCCCCCCCCCUCUCUCUCUCUCGAACCAGGAAAUCCCCUUGAUCACUAUCUUCUUCCGAUCGUUUGGAGCUACGACAGAAUCAGACGCUGUAUACGGAAGCGGAUUUUGUGUGUUUCAUGCACCAACAGUGAAGUCGGAUUCGAAUGGAGUUGUACGGGGAUCAGCAGCAGGUGGAGUGGGCUCAGGAUUCGGGUUUGGAAGACUCUAUGAAUUUAUGGGAGCGCCAAGUCUACGUGUACCCGGAGAGGCCGGGUCAACCCGACUGCGCCUACUAUGUGCGAACCGGGUCGUGUGGCUACGGCGCCAAGUGCCGUUACCAUCACCCUCGGGAUCGUAGCAGCUCGUUGGGAGUGGGAGAGUAUCCGGAGCGACUAGGGGAGCCUCCGUGCCAGUACUAUUUAAGGACAGGGACCUGUAAAUUUGGUAUGUCGUGCAAGUUUAACCACCCAAAAAAUGCUGGUGGCUCGUUGACUAGUGCACCUCUAAAUAGUUAUGGAUAUCCAUUACGACCGGGAGAGCAAGAGUGCUCCUAUUAUUUGAAAACGGGGCAAUGCAAAUUCGGUAUAACCUGUAAAUUUGAUCAUCCGCAAUCGGAUGGAACAUCUGUUUCAGCAUCUGCACGUCCAUUUUAUCCGACGGUGCAGUCUCUUUCUUCCCCUACUCCUGAGCAAUAUGACAGCGCAACAUCCAGCUACAGGGUUGCAAGGCCUUCUUUGUUGCCUGGUUCGUAUGUCUCUGGUGCUUAUGGUCACAUGCUGCUCCCUGGAGUUGUUCCCAUUCCAAACUGGAACCCGCACUCAGGAUCAGUUAGCCCCGCACCAUCGCCCGGUGCUCAAGCCUCAGCUGGAGCAACUUCAGUGUAUGGACUGUCACAGCUAGGUUCUUCCCCCCCUGCAUUUGUUGGAGCUUAUUCCCAUUUACCAUCAUCUGCUGGUCCUUCAGGCAGUAUCGUACAGGAGCAAAAGUUUCCCGAAAGACCUGGUCAGCCAGAUUGCAAGUACUACAUGAGAACUGGAGACUGUAAAUAUGGACCAUCCUGUAGGUAUAAUCAUACACCAGAUUGGGCUGUUUCAAAGUCUAGUUGUGCUCUUAGUCCUUUGGGGCUGCCUCUUCGUCCGGGGGUGCAGGCCUGCUCUUUUUACAUGCAGAAAGGCCAGUGCAAGUUCGGACGAACCUGCAAAUACGACCACCCCAUAGCAACUCUGAAAUACAGUCCGGCUUCAUCUUAUACUGAAAUGCCAGGUACUCGUUACGGGCCUGGGCUAUCUGCUGCUACGACUUUGUUACCAUCUUAUUCAUUUCAAGAGAUGCAGGGUGAACGCAUUGCAGGCUCUAGCGUUGAUCCUGGCAUAAACAGGGUGUGGCAUUCUGGAAACUCUUCCAGUGAUUCCGCAAAUCUAAUGCUUUAGUAGUUUCUGAUUCACAAAAAGCGGCAUCUGGUUCUCGAGGUGGAGUAUGAAAUAUGAGCAGAAUAAAAGAUGGUGAAAAUUAAGUGUAGUUUUCCAUGUGAUGUAUAUAUUUACAUGCCUUGUUACAUAUUACCAUCUAGGCUUGAGACAAUUAUUGUAAGCCUCAUUCAACAUAUAUUGCUAGGUUGAUAGCAUGAUGAUUGGAUUCUGGAUAUUGUUUGUUUCUGUAUUUCACAUUGUAAUUUAAUGGAAGUGUUUGGCUUAUUGAA
Molecule: messenger RNA, 1788 nt
Organism: Salvia hispanica
Lineage: Eukaryota; Viridiplantae; Streptophyta; Magnoliopsida; Lamiales; Lamiaceae
Product: Zinc finger C-x8-C-x5-C-x3-H type family protein
Molecular function (GO): mRNA binding; metal ion binding
Source: RefSeq, a predicted model, not a curated record